CUCCUCCCGUGCGCCCGCCAGUAGCGCCUCUCAGGCCGCGUCGGGGAGCGAGCACUCACACCCCGCUGUGGCGUUUAGCGGAUGGGGCUCUCAGCUUGAGCCGGAGGGAGGAGGAGGAGGAGGAGGAGGAGACGGAGGAGGAAAGAUGACCGGUAACCCGUGCGCCCGCAGGCUGGCCCGGCGCUCCAAGUCCGCGCUGCUGAUCGCCGCCCUGGCCGUCCUGCUGGUGCAGACCCUCAUCGUGUGGAACUUCAGCAGCCUGGACUCCGCCGGCGGGGACGGAGGCGCCAGGAGCCGCGAGAAGCGAGAGGAGGAGCGCGCGGGGGGGCUCAACAAAGCGGACGGGCGGCCGCGCAGGGGGCUGCAGAAGAAGGGCGACCCGCCGCCGCCGCUCGGGGAGGCGGCGGCGCGGCACCGGCUGCAGGCGGACGUGUACCACUCCCACCGGCCCAAAGAGAAACUCCGUCCGGACAGCAACAACAACGAGAACUCCGUCCCCAAAGACUUCGACACCAUCGACAGCAACAGCAACCUGGCGCCUCGGCCCCCACGCCAGCGGGUGCCCCCCCCCAACGCCAAGCGCAAGCUGGACAAGGCUCAGAGCAUGCUGGGAAAACCCGCCAACGAGGUCCUCAAGUUCCAGCCACGAGGGGCGGCCCACCUCCACAACCACACCCGCACCCACGUCCGCAAGCCCCACCCGCCGGCGCCAACGCUUCCGGCGCCGGUCCGGGGGUCCGAUCGCGACCCGGCGCUCAGGCGGGCCAACGAGUCGUCCUCGCCGCCCGGUUUGGAGCCGAGGAGAGCGCCGCCGCGGUGCGAGGUCAGCGGGAAGGAGGCCAUCUCCGCGCUGUCACGGGCCGAGAGCCGGGAGUGCCGGCAGCAGAUCGUGGAGGUCUACUGCCGCCACAAAGACGGGGCGCUGAUGCCCCGCAAGGUGCCGCGCUACUGCCCCAUCGAAGGGAAGGCGAGCGUCAACGUGCAGUGGGACGAAGACCCGCCCGACGCCGCCCGGCUCCCCCCGGCCCGGAUCGCCUUCGUCCUGGUGGUCCACGGCCGAGGCUCGCGCCAGUUCCAGCGUCUCUUCAAAGCCAUCUACCACACCUCGCACUACUACUACAUCCACGUGGACCUGAGGUCCAACUACCUCUACAGUGAGGUCCUCUCUCUGGCCGGCCGCUACCCCAACGUCCGGGUGACCCCCUGGAGGAUGUCCACCAUCUGGGGCGGGGCCAGCCUGCUCACCAUGUACCUACGCAGCAUGGAGGACCUUCUCCAGAUGUCUGACUGGUCCUGGGACUUCUUCAUCAACCUCAGCGCUGCAGACUACCCCAUCAGGACCAAUGAACAGCUGGUGGGUUUCCUCUCAAAGUACCGCAACAAGAACUUCAUCAAAUCCCACGGCAGAGACAACGCACGCUUCAUCCGUAAACAGGGUCUGGACCGCCUCUUCUACGAGUGCGACACCCACAUGUGGCGCCUCGGGGACCGAAAGAUCCCAGAAGGCAUUGCGGUGGACGGCGGCUCCGAUUGGUUCCUGCUCAACCGGGCCUUCGUGGACUACGUGGUCAACUCCCAGGACGAGCUGGUCGUCAGCAUGAAGCGCUUCUACACCUACACACUGCUGCCCGCCGAGUCCUUCUUCCACACGGUGCUGGAGAACAGCGCCCACUGCCAGACCAUGGUGGACAACAACCUGCGGCUCACCAACUGGAACCGCAAGCUGGGCUGCAAGUGCCAGUACAAGCACAUCGUGGACUGGUGCGGCUGCUCGCCCAACGACUUCAAGCCCUCCGACCUGCCGCGCUUCCAGCAGGCCUCCAGACCCACCUUCUUCGCCCGGAAGUUCGAGGCCAGCGUGAGCCAGGAGGUCAUCAACCAGCUGGACGCCUUCCUGUUCGGGGCCCCCGCCGCGGGCACGCCGGGCCUCCACGCCUACUGGGAGAACGUCUACGAGCAGGAGACGGACGGCCUGGCCGGCCUGGCGGACGCCGUGCUCAGCCACUACCACGCCUUCGCCCGGAUGGGACUGUCCCGCGCCGCCGGCUCGCUGCAGGGUCACCCCAACGACAACAGCUGCAGGUUCGAGGCCCUGAACCACCCGCUGUCCGUCCACCUCUACUUCCUGUCGGACGCGUUCCAGGGCUACCUCGUGCGUCACGUGGCCACCAACCGGGCCUCCACCCAGCCGGAGAGCCUGGAGACCUGGGUGACCUCCAAAGACCACUUCAGCCAGGCCAGCCCCCCCCACCCCGCAAACAGGCUGCAGCAUGUGCAGGUGGGGGCAGACUGGGAUCCCAAGGAGCGCCUCUUCAGGAACUGGGGGGGUCUGCUGGGCCCCGCGGACGCGCCGGUGGCCGUGCAGCGCUGGAGCCGCAGCCAGAGCAACCUGACGGCCACCGUGGUGUGGAUCGACCCCACCAACGUCAUCGCCGCCACCUACGACAUCCUGGUGGACGCCUCCGCCGAGGUCACCCACUACCGCCCCCCCCUGACCCCCCCCCUGAGGCCAGGGCUGUGGACGCUGAGGGUGCUGCACCACUGGAACCCGCUGGGUCAGACCACCUUCGUGGUGGCGCCGCUGGAGUUCCACCGACAGCAGCCCAUAGGGCGAGAGGAGGCUCUGCGGCUGCACGCCGGCCCGGCCAGGAACUCCUACAUGGAGCAGAGCUUCCACGGCCUGAACCCGGUCCUGCGGCUGCCGGUGAGCUUGGGCGCCGUGGAGGAGGCCGAGGCCAACGCCGGCCUGACGGGGGCUCCGCUGCGCCGCUGGCUGGACGGGCUGCUGGGGGGCCACUGGUCCGCCGCCGACGUCUGCUCCAUGGGACCUAGCGCCUGCCCCGUCAUGCAGCGCUGCCCCCACACCGCAUGGAGCUCUGCCAGCCCCGACGCCAAGUCGGACCUGAGCCCCCCCGGAGAGGACGGGCGGAUCAGGUAGCAGGCGGAUGGACCGGAGGGGGGGGGGGGCAAGAGGAACAAAUGAAGGAAGGCACGACGUCCUGCUUGUGUCUCGUAUUUAUUUAUUUAAAGUUUGAGGUGAAACAAGGUGGACGAAUCAAAGGGACAACAGAGUCGUGUGUGUGUGUGUGUGUGUGUGUGAUAGUGAGUGUGUGUGUGUGUCACAAGAACUCGACACCUCUUGUUGUGUGAGUUGUGCUCGUGAAGGAAGGACGUCGUCGCUCAUUUUUAGGCCCAAAGCUGUUUUUUUUUUAUAGAUCAUCAGAUUUUAAGUUUAAAGUUUCAUUAAAGGGUUGAAAUCGAUAAAAGCACUUUAACAACAAACACAAACACUGAAAAGUAUUAAAACUUUUGUUUCCCAGGAAGUGUUUUCUGCGAACAUUUUCUCAUGUACUCUUUAUUUUUUUAUAUUUUUCCAUGCAGUGAAAUGCAGGAACACAAAUGAGAAUAAUUUUAUUACAAGUUCUGCAUUCAAAAAAUAAAGAAGCAAAGAACUUGUUCUGUAUAAUUUAUUCAGAGAUUUAUAUGAAAACAUUGCGAUUAGUUGUUAGUUUGUUUGUAAAGGCUGCUGAAUGCUUUGAGGUCUCUAAGGUUGAUUUUAAUUAACCGUUAACUAUAAAGUUCUGACACACGUUAAGUUCACGUCUGACGCAGAGACCCAAAGCUUUAGUUUUUUCCUAAUUAUCUAAAUUACAUCCAGAUUCCACUCCAACGAGGACACGUCCUCCACGUGUCCCGUGGGUGGAGCGGAUCUAUGGAGGUUGUCCUUUGACGUAAUUAAAGAAACGUCUUCAUCGUCGUUCUCCUGCUCUGAACGGACUGGACAGCGGAGUGAGGUUCGUACUUGUGAGUCUUUGCUCAAUCAGUGUGCGUUCGUCACAGAUUGUGAACACGUAUUAUUUUUGUAAAGGUUUGUAAAAGAACUUGUUUCGUCUCUGAGAAGACGAAUAGAGGACAGCUCUCUGGACGCUGAGACGCAAGGACUUCAACGUGUCUUUUUGAUGAUGAGACACUGUCGAUAAAGGCUUCACUCUGGAGGAUUAUUUGUCCUUUGCAUAUUUCUGCCUCACUUCCAUAUCCACUAGUGACCUAUUUCAUUUUAUUCAUCAUUCUCUCUGUGGGAGUCGUGAGGUGCCUUAGAUGUUCUCUUGUUUUAGGAAGUCCUCUCUGAAACCGUCUCAAAAGUCCAAAAUACAAAAGAAUUGUCGUAAAUGCCUUACAAAAGAACACAGUGGUUUGAAGUACAGUUUUUGAAAAUAAAACAAU
Molecule: messenger RNA, 4224 nt
Organism: Pungitius pungitius (ninespine stickleback)
Lineage: Eukaryota; Metazoa; Chordata; Actinopteri; Perciformes; Gasterosteidae
Product: xylosyltransferase 1-like
Exons: 11
Coding region: 146-2938 (930 amino acids)
Biological process (GO): chondroitin sulfate proteoglycan biosynthetic process; heparan sulfate proteoglycan biosynthetic process
Cellular component (GO): membrane
Molecular function (GO): protein xylosyltransferase activity
Source: RefSeq, a predicted model, not a curated record